AUGCCUCUCUACCAGCCUACAGAUGUCAAUACCCCAGUACUUUCCCAGUUCUCUCUGAAGGGAAAGAUCGCCGCGGUGACCGGUGGUGCCCGAGGCAUUGGUCUCGAAGUGGUCCGUGGUCUGGCCGAAGCUGGUGCUGAUGUGGCCGUCAUCUACAGCACCAGCUCCGACUGCGUCGAGACUGCUGCGAAGAUUGCUGCAGAGACUGGGGUGCGCGUCGCGGCUUACAAGUCCGACGUCACUUCUCGAAGUGAGAUCGCUCUAACAAUCAACCAGAUCGCCGAGGGGUUCGGUAACGGUCGUCUGGACAUCGUUAUUGCUAACGCUGGUACAUGCACCAACCGACCUAGCCUGGGGUAUGAUGAGGAUAGCUGGGCGCGUGACAACCGCGUCAACUAUGACGGUGUUAUGUGGACUGCGCAGGCCGCAGGAAAGAUCUUCAAGCGCCAGGGCAAGGGUAACUUCAUUAUCACUGCCUCUGUUAGCGCUAUCCUCAUCAACAUCCCCCAGACACAGGUGGCAUACAAUGCCUCCAAGGCUGCGGCUGUUCACUUGGCUAAAGGUCUGGCCGUCGAGUGGGCUGACUUCGCCCGCGUUAACUGCAUCUCGCCUGGUUUUAUCAUGACCAAGAUGCUCACUCAACAACCCCCUGAGCUGUUCGAGAAGUGGAUGUCCAUGAUUCCCGGAGGUCGUAUCUGUGAUCCUGCUGAGCUCAAGAGUGCUUACGUAUUCCUCGCCAGUGACGCCUGUUGCUACAUGACUGGCGCCAACAUAGUUAUUGAUGGUGGCUACACUCUUCCUUAA
This is a messenger RNA of Penicillium angulare, 804 nucleotides long. RefSeq names its product oxidoreductase. The record is from RefSeq and is a predicted model, not a curated record. Lineage: Eukaryota; Fungi; Ascomycota; Eurotiomycetes; Eurotiales; Aspergillaceae. Gene Ontology annotation, cellular component: intracellular anatomical structure. Bases 1 to 804 code for a protein of 267 amino acids. Gene Ontology annotation, molecular function: oxidoreductase activity, acting on NAD(P)H, oxygen as acceptor. The transcript has 3 exons.